CUAACCUAAAAUAUUAUUUUUCAGAUGAAAAAUAUUUUUAGUAAAAAUUCAACUGAUUAAUUACAAAAUGUCAUGUACUAAAUUAAAAGAUCCAGCGAAUCAUUUUUUUCGAAUAAGAUAGUACAGUUUCAGAAUGUGACACGUAUGUAUGUUCCUUUGUGUUAAUUCCUUGCAAAAGGGCUUAUAACGCAGGUGUAAAAUUACCUACAUAGUACAGAAAUAGUUCCAAACUAAAAAUCAAUUUCAUGUCGCCAGCUACCACUGUUCUCUCUCUACGAUGACAUUAUGUGGAGUGCAGUCUAUGCUAUUCCAUUCAAGACAAUAACAUUUAUUUUCUAUUCCCUUUAAAAUGUACGGAAAUUUGAGUCCAGAAGAUGAAUACUCCACCAAAAUUGAAAGAAUUAUUGGAGAGAAUACUGAUUUAACCAGGGACUUGGAGAAUUGGAUGUCAAAAUUACCGCAAAGUUUGAAAUUAGUUCCUAUAAUUUAUUUAGCCAUUCCAGGUUCACAUGAUAGUUUUACUUCAAAUAUAACAGCUGCUUGUGGUGUUUCACCGGACUCAGGUGAAUUACUACAAGAUUUGCACUGGCUUAUCUGUGUAAAAACUAUAAUAGCUCGUUGGACCAAGACACAAAGUUUUCCAGUGAAUGAUCAGUUAAAAUCAGGGAUUAGAUAUUUCGAUUUAAGAAUUUCAACAAAGAAAAAUGAUACCGAUCUUUAUUUUUGUCACGGAAUGUAUUCUUUCGAAGUAAAAGGUGUGUUAAGUGAUAUUUCUUUGUUUCUAGAAACGCAUUCUCAUGAAAUUGUAAUAUUGGAUUGUCAGCAUUUUUACGGAUUCACACAAGAAACCCACUCUAAACUGAUGCAAAUGAUUACCAAGAUGUAUGGCACUAAGCUACUGCCUUAUUCGGAUCAUAUGGACCAUUUAUCUCUAGACUACAUGACAAAUCAAUUUAGAUAUCAAGUAAUUGUGAUAUACCGAUCAGACGCGGCGCGUUUUGGUCAGCCUUUAUUUUGGCCUUCCGCAAGUUUUCCCAGCCCUUGGCCUGAUACAAUUGACCCUAAUGUCCUUUUUAACGCCUUAGACAAUGGUAUUAAGGAAAGGUCAGAAAAUGUAGGGUUCAUCACGCAGUGUGUUCUGACGCCUAGUGUUUCUGAUAUUUUCGCGCACUUAUUCAAUACGUUAAAAGAGAAGCUUGCCAUCGAGUUUGAGGAUCAGAGAACUGGUUGGAUCAGUAAACAGAUCCCGGGAAGGGGAGGUGUCAACAUAAUAAUCGGGGAUUUUGUAGAUUUAGCUGAUAAUUUGUUUACGAAAACCGUUAUAAACUUGAAUCUGAAGCUACUAGGAGACCUGCCUAAACCUCUUAAUUCGGUUAUUAUUGUAAAUGGAUAUAACAGAUAUUAAAGCAAAGAAAAACUAA
Sitophilus oryzae (rice weevil) is the source of this 1421-nucleotide messenger RNA. RefSeq names its product PI-PLC X domain-containing protein 3. The coding region runs from base 350 to 1405 and encodes 351 amino acids. Lineage: Eukaryota; Metazoa; Arthropoda; Insecta; Coleoptera; Curculionidae. The record is from RefSeq and is a predicted model, not a curated record. The transcript is spliced from 7 exons. Gene Ontology annotation, molecular function: phosphoric diester hydrolase activity. Gene Ontology annotation, biological process: lipid metabolic process.